Molecule: messenger RNA, 734 nt
Organism: Octopus bimaculoides (California two-spot octopus)
Lineage: Eukaryota; Metazoa; Mollusca; Cephalopoda; Octopoda; Octopodidae
Source: RefSeq, a predicted model, not a curated record
GUACUACUAAAGCAGCGCGGACCCGAACGCGCAGUCGCGCGUCUGCGCUAGCUAGUCGUGAGUGGUCGAUCCUAACCCUAACCACGUAUUCAUUUGCACACGCGGGUUAGGGAUAGGGUUAGGGUUAGGAUCGACCACUCAAGACUAGCUAGCGCGGACGCGCGACUGCGCGUUCAGGUCCGCGCUGCUUUAGUAGUACCGAUCUUCCAUAUGUAAACUGGUUGAAAUAUUGUAUCAGGUUGAAAUUAAUUUAAGUGGCAUGGUUGAUGGAGAAAAAAAAAUCCACUUGUAUCGUGAAGGAAGAAAUGCUGUUUAUUCAAAAUGUCAAUGGUCAAGCGUUCAUCAAGUUCAAAAAUGUUGUGAAAUGUGUACGAUGCUGUAUGACGAUUGGCAAAUGAUUCCAACAGGUGGCGAUAAAGAACAGCAAUCAGCACCGAGUUUAAAAAUGCUGAAAAGAUUCUCCCAACUUCCCUCCCAGGUGUCCCAGGUUCACAACCUCAGAGCUGCCACAAUCAACAUUGGUACAAUGAAAGGUCUACAUGAAAUUCUGAGAAAGGUAUCAAGUAGUUGUGGGUUGUGCUAGAAACAACAGCUAAAUCUCCCUUAAAUCACACAUCUUUUUGUUUGAAAGUUUUUUUUUCUACCAAAAAGGCUUCUCUCAUAAUUUUUAAGUGCAUAUAGUGCAAACAAAAAACAGAGGGAAAAAAUCAUAGAUUUUCCUAAAUUCUUUUCAU